Topomyia yanbarensis is the source of this 2754-nucleotide messenger RNA. RefSeq lists its product as uncharacterized. Bases 1 to 2754 code for a protein of 917 amino acids. Lineage: Eukaryota; Metazoa; Arthropoda; Insecta; Diptera; Culicidae. The transcript is spliced from 2 exons. The record is from RefSeq and is a predicted model, not a curated record.
AUGUUGUACGGCAGACCAGAAGCAAUUGUUCAAGCUAUCAUUAAAAAAAUUCGUAGCUUACCGUUCCCUAAUAUCGAAAAGCUGGAGACGGUAGUCAACUUCGCACUGACGGUAGAAAACUUGGUAUCAACCAUCCAGGCGUGUGAGGUUAACGACUUCGUGUAUAACGCUUCCUUGAGGUACGAACUGGUUGAAAGACUACCAUCAACGCUGAAGCUUGAUUGGGCAAAGUAUUCUAGAAACAACACCGACACCAAACCUUCUAGACUUCAGCAGAUGGCUCUAUUCCACCGCAGAAGAUCAAUCCGAACAUAUGCCUUCCUCGACGACGGCUCCGAGUUGACACUAAUGGAGCAAGGCCUAGCUGAUGAGCUAGGAGUGAAGGGACCAACUAAAUCACUCUGUCUAAAAUGGACAGGCGGCACGCGAAGAACCGAAAUUAUGUCCCAGAAGGUAGGGCUAGAAGUAUCCAGCGUAAAUAAUUCUACGGCAAAAUACACACUCUCCGGAGUGCAAACUAUAGAAUCUUUGCAACUUCGCUCUCAGACUCUGCUAGCCGCAAAUUUACAGGAGAAAUAUGAACACCUCUCCAACCUACCCAUUGAAUCAUACUACAAUGUUAGCCCGCGAAUACUUAUUGGCCUGGACCACGCAAACCUUGCUCACGCUUUGAAGAGUCGCGAGGGAAAGUUGCAUGAACCAAUUGCCGUAAAAACAAGACUGGGUUGGGUCGUCUACGGUAGUUGUUCUGAAGAUAGACAGCCAGACUACUUCGUAAACUACCAUAGUUUGAACAAAUGCCAAUGCCGUGAAGGCCUUGACGAGGAUCUUCACCGCACCAUGAAAGAGUAUUUUUCACUCGAUAGCCUAGGAAUUAUACGUACGGAAAAACCACUUUUAUCAAACGAUGAGCAACGAGCCUCGAACAUGCUAGAUACGCUCACUCGACAGAAGGACGGUCGUUUCGAAUCUGGACUCCUCUGGAAGUACGACAACAUUAGGCUUCCGGAUAGCAAGGAAAUGGCACUAAGGCGAUGGGAGUGCCUUGAUCGGAGAAUGCAGAGGGACCCCAUUCUAACCAACACACUGAACUCAAAAAUCACAGAUUACGUGGAAAAGGGAUAUAUCCGGAAGCUGAGCCAAGACGAACUAAAGGCUCCACAUUCUCGUACGUGGUAUCUCCCGGUGUUUCCCGUCGUUAAUCCAAACAAACCUGGAAAAACUAGGCUCGUCUGGGAUGCAGCAGCUACCGUUCAUGGCAUCUCACUUAAUUCAGUUCUUCUAAAAGGUCCCGACCAACUUGUAUCUCUACUAUCAGUCUUGGUUCAGUUUCGGGAAUUUCGAACAGCUAUCACUGGAGACAUUCGCGAGAUGUAUCACCAAGUUUUAAUGAAGGAAGAUGACCAGCACUGUCAGAGAUUCUUUUGGAGGGAGAACAAGACUGAUACGAACCCAAGUAUCUAUGUCAUGCAGGUGAUGACAUUUGGGGCAUGCUGCUCACCAAGUACCGCUCAAUAUGUGAAAAACCGAAACGCAUUAAGGUUUCAGCAGUAUCAUCCUGCAGCCGUUCAGGCUAUAACUAAGCGUCAUUAUGUCGAUGAUAUGCUCGUAAGUGUAGAGUCCGAAGAAGAUGCCAUAAGUUUAGCUCGUGACGUGAAAAUGAUCCACAACGCAGCUGGUUUCGAAAUGCGAAAUUGGAUUUCAAAUUCACAGGCUGUACUCUCUGCAUUAAACGAAGCUACUACAAAUGAAAAAGACCUUAGUGUUGGUGAAGAUACCACUACAGAAAAGGUGCUCGGUAUGUGGUGGAAUACAUCCUCGGAUAGUUUCACCUACAAAAUUUCCCCUCGCUUUGAUAGAGAUCUACUCACCGGUCGCCGUCGGCCAACGAAACGAGAAGUUCUUCGCACCCUUAUGCUGAUGUUCGAUCCUUUGGGAUUGAUAGCUCAUAUGCUGAUGUUUUUAAAAAUGCUACUACAGGAUAUUUGGCGAUCAUCAAUCAGCUGGGAUGACGCAAUCCAGGAUGAGCACUUCGAAAAGUGGUCGACGUGGUUGUCCGUAUUACCGCUGAUAGAACAGAUAGACAUUCCUCGAUGCUACCGAACGUUGACACCCACAGGAGACGAUACUGACGUACAACUGCAUACAUUCGUUGACGCCAGUGAGAACGGCUUUGCAGCGGCAGUGUACCUCAGAUACGAACACAAAGGCGUAAUCGAAUGUGCACUAGUAGCAGCGAAAACGAGAGUGGCUCCAUUAAAGUUUUUGACCAUUCCUAGAUCAGAAUUGCAAGCAGCUAUACUAGGGGUUAGAUUAGCAGACACAGCGAUAAAGUCGUUAUCUAUCACGGUGAAAAGACGAUAUUUCUGGACUGACUCGAGGGACGUGCUCUGUUGGCUUCAUUCAGACCAUCGGCGAUAUAGCCAAUUCGUCGCGGCCCGUAUUAGCGAAAUACUCGAAACAACUAACGUUCAUGAGUGGCGCUGGGUACCAACGAAGUUGAAUGUUGCGGAUGAAGGCACAAAAUGGAAAAAGCAACCAGAUCUGCGUCCUUCUAGUCGCUGGUUUCGCGGUCCCGACUUUCUUUGGAUGUUCGAAGCAGAAUGGCCGGCUAUUCCACGAAAUGUUGGAUCUACACCUGAAGAGAUUCGCCCCCAUCUACUCGUCCACAGCGUGGAGACAGAACCAAUAAUUACCAUCGAAAAUUUCUUUCAAUGGAUGCCAUUGCUACGACGAAUGGCCUACGUUUUCUGA